Molecule: messenger RNA, 1485 nt
Organism: Yarrowia lipolytica CLIB122
Lineage: Eukaryota; Fungi; Ascomycota; Dipodascomycetes; Dipodascales
Biological process (GO): ubiquitin-dependent endocytosis
Cellular component (GO): cytoplasm; plasma membrane; cytosol
Molecular function (GO): ubiquitin protein ligase binding; protein-macromolecule adaptor activity
Source: RefSeq, a predicted model, not a curated record
AUGACCACCAUGCGCAGCUCGACCGAGUCCUUCUUCUCACAUUCGUCGGACACCACCGAUACGUCGUGCAACUCGUACUACAAUGUGGCGUCCGCCACACCCUUGCCACGACAGGAGCUCAAGCAGCCCACUGUGUCCAAAACCAUUGAAAUCAUCAGAGACCCGCGCUGCAGAGGAACUUUUGACAUUGGAGACGAAAUCUGCGGAUCAAUCUUCUUCACCCCCGACAGAGACAUCAAAGUGGACCGACUCUCCAUCCACUUUUGCGGCAUUCAAACCUCGUCCUUCAAGGCCACUAUGGACGACACAAAAGCCUCAUGGAACUUUCUGAAGCAACGAAUUACCACCGACGAAACCCUCAAUGCCGCCCAGAGAGGCUACGAACGCAUCCAGGAAGGAGAUACCUUGAAACCUGGCCACAAAUACGCCCUGGACUUUUCGCUCUUUGUACCCCACGAGUUGCCCGAGGUGGCUCAGCGACUCACAGGUCUUUCUCUCAACAGAAGACUGCCUCCGUCGCUGGGAUCGUCGCUGUCCUGGGAAGAGCCAGCGUUAGAUGUGCCCGGCAAGGUGGCCACUAUCAUCUACGAGAUCAAGGUCAACAUUUGGGAUGAAGGGGCUCGAAAGAACCACCAGAGAAUCAUGCCUGUUCGUGUCAUCCCUUCCUAUCCCGUUGUGGAACUCCAGCAUCACCAGAGUGCCAUCUCCUCUUCCUGCGACCUUAAAAAGAAGAGUCUGAUGAGUAGUAAAAAGAUUGGAAGCAUUGCUGCCCACGUCCCGCCCUCUGUGGUUCUCAAAAUCCCGCAAACCGAGAUUGACCAAGGCCUGUACGCCAUCUCCAAUAACGGCCCUUACAUGGACAACACAUCCCCUGUCGAAAUCAAGCUGGAGUACAAGCCUGAGGCUGGUGUCACUCAUGUGCCGGAGGUCAAGCUCAUCACUACCCGAAUCCACUCCGACACUUUCCGAGCCUCAAAGGGCAUGAGUUUUGUUCCCAACCUCGAAGUCAUUGAGGAGCAGAGGAAGCAGUUCAGUGCGUGCACAAACAACUCCAGUUCUCCCGGUAUCCUCAAGCUUACGACUCAGAACGAUUUGCUGGGAUGCAAGGAGCUGAAGGAAGAGUGGGUCCCCUGUGCUGAUGGUGGGUUCGAAAUGGUUGUUAGGGUACCUGUUUCCAUUCCUCGAAAACCCAAGUUCAUCCCCUCCUUCUACUCUGCAUUAGUAUCUCGACAGUACCGUCUCGAGGUCCAUAUCACCGUGGAUCGUCAAAAGAUUCAAAUGUUUGUUCCUGUGCAGCUGGCGACCAGGAACUACACGCCCUGGAACUCCAGGGACACCCCCGAGGAGGAGUUGCCCAAGUAUGAGGCUCAGAGCACCAACUACGUGGAUGUUUCAGACUCUGUCUACUUCCCUGCUCCUUCUGUUGAGCGACCUGCUGACCAAAACGAAGACUCUUAUCCAGGGGAGAACAAGUCUGUAUACUAG